Bufo gargarizans (Asiatic toad) is the source of this 1018-nucleotide messenger RNA. Its product is annotated as oocyte zinc finger protein XlCOF19-like. Gene Ontology annotation, biological process: central nervous system development; regulation of transcription by RNA polymerase II. Gene Ontology annotation, molecular function: RNA polymerase II cis-regulatory region sequence-specific DNA binding; DNA-binding transcription factor activity, RNA polymerase II-specific. The transcript is spliced from 3 exons. The record is from RefSeq and is a predicted model, not a curated record. The annotation marks the transcript as partial. NCBI's taxonomy places the organism in Eukaryota, Metazoa, Chordata, Amphibia, Anura, Bufonidae. Gene Ontology annotation, cellular component: nucleus.
UCCUCUGUAUUCCCAGGACUGUCCAGAGGAGAAGCUCCCAGAGAACCAUCAGGGGGAAGACGUGACAGAUAUUAAAGUGGAGGAUGAAGAAGAGCGGAUGAUGUGCGAUCCCCCGUGUAAGAGUGAGGUGGAGGAGGACAUUCCAGUCCAUGUGACCACAGAAAACUCCUGUAAGAAGCUUGGAGGAAACGUCCUGUUAUCUCUAGAUUUCUCUUCAGGAGAAAAUCUUGUUACCUGUAAUGUACACCCAGGACUUCACAGUGCAGAUCCAUCAUAUAAUCCUCCUAAUCGUGAGGAACCUUCUCCUGACCAAACACAGUUGAAAGGCGGUAAAAGAUUUCAAUGUGUGGAAUGUGGAAAACAGUUUAGAUAUAAUUUAGAACUUUCUGUUCACAGAAGAAGUCACACAGGAGAAAAGCCAUAUUCAUGUACACAAUGUGGGAAAUGUUUUACCAUUAAAUCAAGCUUUGAGGAACAUAAGAGAAGUCACAAAGGAGAGAAGCCAUAUUCAUGUUCAGAAUGUGGAAAAUGUUUUACCAAGAAAUCUAAUCUCGAUCAGCAUAAGAGAAUUCACACAGGAGAGAAGUCAUAUAAAUGUUCACUGUGUAAAAAAUGUUUUAGAUAUAGAUCAGCUUGGAUUACACAUGAGAGAAUUCACACAGGAGAUAAGCCAUAUUCAUGUUCUGAAUGUGGGAAAUGUUUUACCAAGAAAUCAAAUCUUGUUCAGCAUAAGAGAAUUCACACAGGAGAGAAGUCAUAUACAUGUUCACUGUGUGAAAAAUGUUUUAGACAUAGAUCAGCUUGGAUUACACAUGAGAGAAUUCACACAGGAGAGAAGCCAUAUUCCUGCUUAGAAUGUGGGAAAUGCUUUAUAAGUAAAUCUAGUCUUGUUAAACACAAGAGAAUUCACACUGGACAGAAGCCUUAUUCAUGUUCAGAAUGUGGGAAAUUGUUUAGAGAUAAAUCAAGUCUUGUUAAACACGAGCGAAUUCACACAGGAGAGAAGCCGUAUUCAUGU